AUGGUGAGCAACCUUGCCAAUGUUUCUUCCUUGUUGUGGCAUGCAUAUGCUGCUCUCCCCGCACCCUCUUCUGCCGUGAAUUGGGCUGGUUUCUACGUCCGGCAAGAUAGAUUUCCAUCUUUGGUUUCUGCCGGCUCAAAUACCAAGGAAACGCCAGGCACUCAAGCCCUGCUACUGGACCCUUUCCAUGGAAAACCCGCAUGCCAGUUGAUCCAAUUUGGGCGAGGGGUGUGCGGGACAGCAGCUGAAAAGCAAGAGACAGUGUUGGUGCCAGACGUGUUCAACUGGGAGGGCCAUAUUGCCUGUGAUGCCGAGAGUAAAAGUGAAAUUGUUGUCCCCAUUUUGGUGAAUGGAGAGUCCGUGAAUUUGUGGCAACACGGCUCGAAAUAUAUUUGUGCGUAA
Messenger RNA from Histoplasma mississippiense, 402 nucleotides. RefSeq lists its product as hypothetical. Gene Ontology annotation, cellular component: cytosol. The record is from RefSeq and is a predicted model, not a curated record. NCBI's taxonomy places the organism in Eukaryota, Fungi, Ascomycota, Eurotiomycetes, Onygenales, Ajellomycetaceae. Gene Ontology annotation, molecular function: L-methionine (R)-S-oxide reductase activity. Bases 1 to 402 code for a protein of 133 amino acids. The transcript has 4 exons.